Messenger RNA from Notothenia coriiceps (black rockcod), 632 nucleotides. Its product is annotated as kinase D-interacting substrate of 220 kDa-like. The record is from RefSeq and is a predicted model, not a curated record. The annotation marks the transcript as partial. The transcript is spliced from 4 exons. Gene Ontology annotation, molecular function: protein kinase regulator activity; PDZ domain binding. Lineage: Eukaryota; Metazoa; Chordata; Actinopteri; Perciformes; Nototheniidae.
GUCAGGGUACUCUUCUCCAAAGGGCCUUUUAUUUCCGUUUUUGCCAGUGACCCCCAUAUCAUCAUCAAAGCUAUCAACCAAAACCUCAACAGUGUGCUGAGAGACUCCAACAUCAACGGACACGACUACAUGAGGAACAUCGUCCACCUGCCAGUAUUCCUCAACAGCAGAGGCCUCAGCACGGCCAAAAAGCUCUGCACCGCUGCCCCCGUCAACGGAGAGCCACUUCCUGCUGAGGGAUGGCAUGAAGACUUGGACAGGAAGAUGUCUCAGACCAGCAUGGACCAGGCCAAGUUUGGCAGCAAGAACGCCCUCAACCGCAGGGACACAUACAGGCGUCGGCAGAUGCAGAGGACCGUCACGAGACAGAUGUCCUUCGACCUGACCAAGCUGCUGGUGACUGAGGACUGGUUCAGCGACAUCAGCCCACAGACCAUGAGGAGGCUGCUCAACAUAGUCUCCAUUACAGGUCGUCUGUUGAGGGCCAAUCAGAUCAUCUUCAACUGGGACCGGCUGGCCUCUUGGAUCAACCUGACCGAGGAGUGGCCUUACAGAACGUCAUGGAUCAUCCUGUUUCUGGAAGAGAGUGAGGGAGUGUCCGACCACACUGCUCUCAAGACCAUCUAUGAGAG